Molecule: messenger RNA, 3405 nt
Organism: Zeugodacus cucurbitae (melon fly)
Lineage: Eukaryota; Metazoa; Arthropoda; Insecta; Diptera; Tephritidae
Gene: Iswi
Product: chromatin-remodeling complex ATPase chain Iswi
Exons: 7
Coding region: 141-3212 (1023 amino acids)
Biological process (GO): regulation of transcription by RNA polymerase II; nucleosome organization
Cellular component (GO): chromatin; nucleus
Molecular function (GO): ATP binding; DNA binding; ATP-dependent chromatin remodeler activity
Source: RefSeq, a predicted model, not a curated record
GUUUCGUAUGUCAUAUUUCAUUCUGUGAAUUCGUCUGCAACUUGCAAAAUUUUAUACUCGUGAAAAACACAAUUUAUAUCUGAAAAAACUGAAAAACUAUUAAAUAAAGUAUUCAAGAUAACGUUGUUACGCAAAGGACUAUGUCCAAAGAAGAAGUGAAACCUGAAGUAAUGGAAGCUAACGACAAUUCGAAUGAAACAACUUCGGAGGCUACAACAUCCUCUGCUGAGAAGGAAGUCGAUUUCGACAACAAGAUUGAAAAUGAUCGAGGCAAACGAUUUGAUUUUUUGCUGAAACAAACAGAAAUCUUCACACAUUUCAUGACAAAUAGUUCGAAAAGCCCAACCAAACCUAAAGGACGACCAAAGAAGAACAAAGACAAAGACAAGGAGAAGGAAAAAGAUGGCGGGGCUGACCAUCGUCACCGUAAGACGGAGCAGGAGGAAGAUGAGGAACUGUUGGCGGAAGAUACACAAUCGAAGGAAAUUUUUCGUUUCGAGAGUUCGCCCAGUUACAUUAAAGGUGGAGAAAUGCGCGAUUAUCAAGUGCGUGGCUUGAACUGGAUGAUAUCGCUAUAUGAAAACGGUAUAAAUGGUAUUUUGGCCGAUGAAAUGGGUUUGGGUAAAACUUUACAAACGAUUUCUUUGCUUGGCUAUCUCAAACAUUUCAAAAAUCAAGCUGGUCCACAUAUUGUCGUCGUACCCAAAUCCACUUUACAAAAUUGGGUGAAUGAAUUCAAGAAGUGGUGUCCUUCAUUGCGCGCCGUCUGUCUCAUUGGUGACCAAGACGCUCGUAACACAUUUAUACGUGAUGUAUUAUUACCAGGUGAAUGGGAUGUUUGCGUCACCUCUUAUGAAAUGUGUAUCCGUGAAAAGUCUGUUUUCAAGAAAUUCAAUUGGCGUUAUAUGGUUAUUGAUGAAGCACAUCGUAUCAAAAACGAAAAGUCCAAGCUCUCGGAAAUUCUGCGAGAAUUUAAAACAGCAAAUCGUCUACUGAUUACUGGUACGCCAUUGCAGAAUAACUUGCACGAAUUGUGGGCUUUGUUAAAUUUCUUGUUGCCGGAUGUCUUCAAUUCAUCGGAAGAUUUCGAUGAAUGGUUCAAUACAAACACUUGCCUAGGCGACGAUGCACUUAUUACACGUUUACACGCUGUAUUGAAACCAUUCUUAUUACGUCGUCUCAAGGCUGAGGUGGAACGUCGUCUUAAACCUAAAAAAGAAAUUAAAAUAUUUGUCGGUCUUUCAAAGAUGCAGCGUGAAUGGUAUACAAAAGUAUUGAUGAAAGAUAUUGAUGUGGUGAAUGGUGCGGGUAAAUUGGAGAAAAUGCGUCUACAAAAUAUUUUGAUGCAGUUGCGUAAAUGCACCAAUCACCCAUAUCUGUUUGAUGGUGCCGAACCCGGUCCACCGUAUACCACUGAUACACAUUUGGUCUAUAACUCGGGCAAAAUGGUCAUACUCGAUAAAUUAUUGCCUAAGUUGCAAGCACAAGGUUCACGUGUACUUAUAUUUUCUCAAAUGACACGCAUGUUGGAUAUACUGGAAGAUUAUUGUUUGUGGCGUAACUAUCAAUAUUGUCGUUUAGAUGGCCAAACACCGCACGAGGAUCGUAACAGACAAAUACAAGAAUACAAUAUGGAAAAUAGUUCCAAAUUUGUUUUUAUGCUUUCAACACGCGCUGGAGGUUUGGGCAUAAAUUUGGCAACCGCUGACGUGGUUAUCAUUUAUGAUUCGGAUUGGAAUCCUCAAAUGGAUUUGCAGGCUAUGGAUCGUGCGCAUCGUAUCGGUCAAAAGAAGCAGGUGCGUGUUUUCCGUUUCAUCACAGAAAACACGGUGGAAGAAAAGAUUGUGGAGCGUGCUGAAGUUAAGUUGCGUCUUGACAAAUUGGUUAUACAACAAGGACGUUUGGUAGACAAUAGAACGGCACAAUUGAACAAAGACGAAAUGCUAAAUAUCAUUCGUUUUGGCGCAAAUCAUGUCUUCGCUUCCAAAGACUCUGAAUUAACUGAUGAAGACAUCGACACCAUUUUGGAGCGUGGUGAGGCGAAGACUGCCGAAGAUAAAGCUAAACUGGAUGAGUUGGGAGAAAGCUCUUUACGCACAUUCACUGUUGACACUGGUGGCGGUGAGGGCGGUUCAACUUCUGUUUAUCAGUUUGAGGGUGAAGACUACAGAGAAAAACAGAAAUUAAAUGCAUUGGGAAAUUGGAUCGAACCGCCGAAGCGUGAACGUAAAGCCAAUUAUGCUGUAGAUGCAUAUUUCCGAGAGGCUUUGCGUGUUUCCGAACCAAAAGCGCCGAAAGCGCCACGUCCACCCAAACAACCUAUAGUGCAAGAUUUUCAAUUUUUUCCACCACGUCUCUUUGAGUUGCUCGAUCAGGAGAUUUACUACUUCCGUAAAACAGUAGGCUAUAAAGUGCCGAAAAACCCCGAAUUGGGUUCGGAGGCAACUAAAAUGCAACGAGAGGAACAACGCAAAAUCGAUGAAGCCGAACCGCUGAGUGAAGAGGAGAUUGCCGAAAAGGAAUCACUUUUAACACAGGGCUUCACCACAUGGACCAAACGUGAUUUUAAUCAGUUCAUUAAAGCGAACGAGAAAUACGGACGUGACGACAUAGAAAACAUUGCAAAAGAUGUGGAAGGCAAAACGCCCGAGGAGGUUAUUGAAUAUAAUGCGGUAUUUUGGGAACGCUGUCAUGAGCUGCAGGAUAUCGAAAGAAUUAUGGGUCAAAUCGAGCGAGGCGAAGCGAAGAUACAACGAAGAUUAUCAAUCAAGAAAGCACUAGAUCAAAAGAUGUCACGCUAUCGUGCACCAUUCCACCAACUACGCCUUCAAUAUGGCAAUAAUAAAGGUAAAAAUUAUGUGGAACGAGAAGACCGUUUUUUGGUAUGCAUGCUGCAUAAACUCGGUUUUGAUAAGGAAAAUGUGUAUGAGGAGUUACGUGACGCUAUACGUUCAUCACCAGAGUUUCGCUUCGAUUGGUUUAUAAAAUCUCGCACAGCACUCGAACUACAACGACGAUGCAACACACUUAUAACGCUCAUUGAGCGCGAGAAUAUUGAACUCGAAGAAAAAGAACGUCAAGAGAAAAAGAAGAAGGCCGCUAAGAACUCGACUGGUGCGAGUACAACGAGUGCACCACCGGCAAAGACCAAUCAGAAGCGCAAAUCCGAAGCAAUGCCCGUUGAAAAGAACGCAAAGAAGAAGAAAAAAUAGAUUUAAAGUAUUAUACAUACAUAAACUACAUUAUAUUUAUCUAUAAUACAACCGACCGCUGUUAGAAAGGUAGCGAUUUCGAUGAUGUAUCCAACAUAUAUUUGAUACAACUGUUCACUAUUUUAUUUAAGGGGAGAUCAACAUACGCAGCAUUAUCAAUAUGUCACUUUUACCAUAUUUUUUUAUUCAUUUA